Molecule: messenger RNA, 591 nt
Organism: Diachasma alloeum
Lineage: Eukaryota; Metazoa; Arthropoda; Insecta; Hymenoptera; Braconidae
Product: jerky protein homolog-like
Exons: 1
Coding region: 1-591 (196 amino acids)
Cellular component (GO): nucleus
Molecular function (GO): DNA binding
Source: RefSeq, a predicted model, not a curated record
AUGUGGGUGAAAAAUGAGGAUAAACUUAAGAAGUGGGUAAGUGAACAUGUAGGGAAUAUACCAAAGCAAAUACGACUCACAAGGCCAUUCAAUGAAAAAGUUGAUCAAGCCAGUUGGAUUUGGUUUCAAGAGAUGCGACGUACCGGGUGUGCAUUGGAUGGUCCUCUGGUGAGAACUCAAGCCCCACGUUUACGGCAAUCUCUCGGAGGUACUAAAGAGUUUGUGGCUAGUCCAGGAUGGUUGACCCGCUGGAAAGAACGUCACGGAGUUAAGUUCGUGACAAUUGCUGGCGAGAAGCUGUCUGCUGAUGUUGAAGGAGCAAACGAGUAUAGGGAGGAAUUCAAAGAAAUUAGGGCUGAAGAAGGGGUCUGCAGUCAUCAAAUCUUCAACUGCGAUGAGACUGGAUUGAACUUCAGAAAAAUGCCCACGAAAACCUUGAGUACCCAAUCAAGUGCACCAGGGCUGAAGGUUCAAAAAGAACGUCUGACAGUCCUGGUUUGCAGCAACGUAUCAGGGACAUUCAAGCUGCCACUAGUGGUUUUGGGCAAAUCUGCAAAACCCAGGGCCCUCAAGGGCAUCACCAAUCCCUAG